Molecule: messenger RNA, 4656 nt
Organism: Vitrella brassicaformis
Lineage: Eukaryota; Vitrellaceae
Source: the annotation of a GenBank genome assembly
CAGUCAUCGUCGCGAACAGGAUGGCAGGCAUUGACAUGGAGCGACGGAAGACUACAGCAGGGUCUGAGAUCCAGGUGAUGCUCAGAUUCCGGCCGCCUGACGACCCCUUGUCGUUCGAGCGGCUGUUCAAGAUCAGCCCAGAGGACCGCAACUCGGUGUCCAUAGUGGACCCCGCACACCCCAGCCCAGUGCGGAAGGAGGCCAGGUGCCAAUAUACAUUCAAUAAAGUCUUCUUGCCCCAAGCCAACCAGGUGCAAGGAGAUCACGCGGGUGCGCUGCAUGCGUGAUGCUUUGUGGAUGUGCAUUGUGUGGAUGUGCAUGCAGCAUGAGGUCUUUGUGGAUGUGGCAAAGCCGCUUGUCGACCACAUGCUCAGUAGGCCCAGCCACAAAGAGAGACAGGGCAAGAGACGGCGUCUCAUCGAUGGUUGUUGAACUUCCUUGUGUGCAGGUGGUUUCAACAGCUGCUGCUUCGCUUACGGGCAGACGGGAGGCGGCAAGACCUACUCGAUAUUUGGGGAGGGCAACGGGGAGCGGCGGGGCAUCCUCCCCAGGGCAAUCGAGUACCUCUUUGAAAGGCUCGAAAAGAAAGCCAGACAACAGGCAUAUGAAACAUAGGGAGGGCGGGCCGAUCAAAACAAACACUGUGUCUCUGUUUGUCGUUCAUCUUAAUUCUAUCAGGAGCUGGGAAUGGUGGUGAGUUUCUUGGAAAUCUACUUGGACCAAGUGCGAGAUCUGGGGCGGGCCUACCUCCACAAAAAGGAGACAGAGGAAGCCCCUGCCUCUCAACGUGCAUCAAUCGGUGGCGCCAAGUCCCGGCCCAAGACACCCCAGUCAGCCCCCUGGCGCAAUACAUCGCUCACCGAGUCGUCCAUGCGACGCGCCACAGUAGCAGCUCCACCCCCAACCACAACUCCUGACGACACCGCGCUGAGUACUGGCCGUCCCCGGAUGUCCGAGGCUGCCGUGAUGGAUGCGGGAGGUGCUCGUGACUUCUUCGAUGGGUAUGAGACGCAGAACUUGACGAUCCAUGAGUCGCCGUCUGGCCAAGUGUAUGUCAAGGGGCUCAAUCUCAUACCUGUCAGGAACAUCGCACAGGUGUGUGGUGUGGUGUGGUGUCUUUCGGCCGGUGUAUUUAUUGCUUAUUCGUUCGUGGACGUGUGUGUCGGUCAGGUGCUGGACAUCGUCAACUGCGGUGUUCAGAUGCGCGCCACGUACGAGACGCGGCUGAAUGCCAACUCGUCCCGAUCACACACCAUAUUCGCCAUCAACGUGGUGCAGAGAGACCAACGGUACGCACACAGUCGGUUGAUUGACACAUGUUUCAUACAUCGGCCGGUCCAUUAUUAUAUCAGCAACCCCGACCGAGAUGUCUUGAGUGGGACCAUGAAUCUGGUCGACCUCGCGGGAUCUGAGAGAAUCGCAAAAAGCAAGUCAGCCACCUCCAACGUCGCAAUAGACGGUAAUUCCCGUCACUUCGUGUGGAUGAUUGUGUGUCUGUCUGUCAGGUCGGAGGGUCGGCGUUUCCAGGAGGCGGUCAUCAUCAACACCUCACUCAGCGCACUCGGCAAAGUCGUCCUCGCACUCGCACAGGUAGAUCGAUCUCAAAGCCAUAGACACAGACACACAGACACACACCCAGACAGUGUGUCUGUGUGGUGUGGUCGGCUGCAGGACUCCCGCACGGCUCGGCACAUCCCGUAUCGUGAUUCGAAGCUGACGCGCAUCCUACAGAACAGCCUGGGCGGCAACUCAUACACAUCGCUCCUCACAUGCCUCUACCCAAUCGAAGACAACUACGAGGCACGCACCCAUAGCAACACCCCCACCAUACAGUGCACGGCAGCCUCUCGUGUCUCUCUGUGCUGUCUGUCUACAGGAGUGUCUGAAUUCCUUGGCUUUUGCGGACCGCUGCAAGAACAUCCGAAACAGGCCCACCGUCAACUAUGUCGACCAGCAGCAGUCGGCCCAGGAGCGGCAGGUCAGGGAACUCACCGAGCAGAUCGAAUCGCUCAAGAACGCGCUACAACAAAACAAGCAUGCCAUCAGGCAGGUCAAUACACACAACACAACACAACCCCUCUCCUCCCUCAACAACACACCCAUGUCCGUGUCUCCCACACACACUCAGGGUGUAUUGGACCUGCCGCCAUCUCGCUUCGAGGGCCUGUACACGGCCCUUAUGUCUCGGAGCGACCUGGACGACACCGAGCCGCCCCCUGACGACAUUGAGCCACCGCGUGAGAAGCGGAAAGAGGUGCUGGAGGGAGCCCUGGGGCCAAGCCCGACCUUGGCGGCAUACGAGACUUUGCCGGCUGAGGGCAAGCACGCCCUGCAGAAGGACUUCCUGAGGAGCAGGAACGUCCGCAGCCUCCUCAGCUUCCUGCAUUCAAAUGCCAUCAGAGACAUACACAAGGAGACAGGUGCGCACUAGGGAGGAGCAUAUGGAGAGAGCAGACACAGCCAGGCGUGUGUGCUGUGUUGUGUUGUGUUGUGUUGUGUUGUGUUGUGUUGUGUCGACAGAGAGGUGUCGUGUAGCUGACCAGAAAGCUGAGGAGCUUAACGAGAUGGUUGAGAGGCUCGCACAGGAGCACCACGACAAGGUGUCUGAGAUGCGUACCAGGCUGGUGGGCCAUGAGGGCGAAAAGAAGAGUUUGCGGCAGCGGGUGGCGAGCCAGGUGAUGCAGCACGAGCGUGAGCUGAGACACAUGCAGGAGACCGUCGACAGCAACAUACAACGCACACUAAAACACACACAAAGGUACCUACCUGCUUCAGAAACAGGGGCAUGGAUGGAUGGAUGAAUGUGUGUGUGUGCAGGCACCUGACGAUUGCGGGAGGGCAGGAGGACAGCCUGCGUGCAUGCCUCAGGGAGUGCCUGCACAUGGCCAAAGAGUGAGUGAGAGCCAGAGAGAGGAGAUCGACACCACAAGACACACACACAACACAUGUAUGUAUCUAUGUUUGUGUGCGCGAACCUGACACACAGAGAGGGAGAGGCCGUCCGCGGCACACUUGAGGCCCACGAUGAGGACAUGAUGGCCACCAAGCUCAACCGACUCACUCACCAUAACAAAGACAUGCAAGCUAUGAGGCAAGUACACAGCAUCCGGGAGACACAUCCAUCUGUCCACGCACCAUUGUCAUUGUCUGUCUCCACAGAGAUGAGUGUGAGGCUUUGCUGGAGAGCCGCAAGAAGGAGGUCGAAUCGUUUGUGAGCGACGUGGCCGCAUACGAGGAGAGGAAGGACGGCGAGCUGCGGGCGGGCCGGGAGCAUCUGCUGCAUCUGCUGGAGGGCUGCAACCACCUGUGCCGCCUCAUCCAGGACUGCGAAGCCGGCGUCUACCCCGUCUCUGUCAAGGUGAGUGAGUGCAGCGCAAGGGCAGCCAUGGCGAUGUAUGUUGUGUGUCAUGUGAACUCUUCGUGUCAGCGAGGAGUGCGUUCGUACGUCAUUCCGGCAUCUCACAAGCCUCAGUGGCUCAUUGCCCAACUCACGCAGCCACAGCCGCCACUCGACACACAAUAUGUCCCCAGCCCGCCGCCCAGCACACAGCAGAUGCCACCCACCACUGCCCAGCCACUCAAAAGAGUCAGCCAUGCACUGUUCGGUGAACAAUGGCUGAACGGAUCGAUGGCUGUCUGUGUGUCUUCCCGUGUGCGCAGAUGGGCACGGAUGAGUUUUUCGAGGGCGUCGAGUCGACUGCGGCAGUGCCGUCAGCCGCCACCAUCAGGAAGGUCCCCUCCCUCCGGCAACUAUCGAGCUUCUGCCGAUCGGCGUCGAAGACACUCGACAAGACAGCAUACCAGGAGGCCGAGGGGCCGGAGGCUGAAGAAGAUGAUGAGAUGUGGGACAGCUACAAUCCGGAGGAUGUCUCGCCGACCACAGUCGCUGAGACAAGCGCAGACGGGGCUGCAGAUGCAUCGCCUGUAGAGCAGCAGCAGCCGGAGUGGAAUGCGCAGAGCUUCCUCGACACACAUGUGGUCAACCCACCUCCCGCGACGCGUGUAGACCUGGCUGACAGCGGGUGGGAGCGGACACUCAGGCGCAUGUCUGUUGACCAACUGAGGGAGGCCGCUGUGGUACGCUACGCGGUCAAUCCUCUACGCAGUGACAGAGGAGACACGAUGUCAGCGGUGUGUGUAUUGUGUGUAUUGUGUCAGAAACUGUGGGAGUUGGUCGAGCAGCAGGCGGCGAGUGGCCCGCUGGACCGCACUGAGAGGAGGAAAUCACUCGUGGAAGACCAGCUCACCAGCAAGGUGAGACAAGCUGACUGACAUGAGCCGAUAUACCAAUGUCUGUCGCCGUACACUGUGGGUGUAUCAAUCAGGAGACGCAGGCGUACAUCAGGCGACUGGAACAAGAGCGAGAUGCGGAAAAGAUGGCCAUGGAGGUCAGUGAAGGAGAGGAGCCAGCUGGGCGGGCUGUAUGUGUGUGUGUGUGUCGGUGAGUUGACCUUGUUCAGGUCGAGCGUCGUCGCGGGGCUGAGCUGCGGUCUGCUCUCGAGGCCAUCAGACCCUUCACACAGUGAUCCGUGUGAUGCAUUCAUUCAAUUCACCGUUUCCAUGUGGGCAGAGGCCAGCAUGCACCUAUCCAUGGUCUCUGUGUAUGUCCCCGUGCAUCCGUGUAGUACUCUGUUUGUGUGUGUGUGUGUGUGUGUG